GUGCGUUUUUAGGUUAUGUUUCGCGCACGAGUAACUGGCAUACAAACGGAUUCUCGAAGUUCUUACUAACCAGACUGAGAACUAAACUAAGAAGUCAAGUCGUAUCGCGAAUUAUAAUAACGCAUAUAUAAUACUUUUGCUUAUCAGUUACGUCGGAUAACUGUUAAGCGAUAUAUAAAUUAAUUCGAACGCGUUGUGCGGUUUUAAAAUACUCCGUAAGGAACAAUGGACAAGGCAAAUGACAAAAAGACCUGGACGGAGGAGGAGCGUUUGGAGCUCGCCGCGAAAUUGGACGCCGAAUUGGACGAGUACAUAAACAGUCUGGAAAAGAAGAGUUACACCGAAGGAUGGCCGGAAGAUCGGUGGCAGGAGGAGAUGGAGAAGCAUCCUUUCUUCAUGAAGAAGGCACCGGAACCCGGCGACGAGUUGUCCCCUCUGAUGGAGGGAUUGCAACAGCUCAAGUACGGAGAAGAUGAGAAUACUCCUGAAGAAUUAGCAAACAAUUACAAAGAGGAUGGCAACUUUAAUUAUAAAUAUAAAAAAUAUCGUCUUGCAAUUCUUAGUUACACAGAGGGGAUAAGAACUAAGUGCAAAGAUGACGAUCUGAUGGCACAACUUUACAAUAACAGAGCUGCGGCACAUUUCAUGUUGAAAAAUUAUAGAUCUAGUUUAAAUGACUGUAAAUUCGCAUUGAAAUUCAAACCACAGUAUUCGAAGGCUUUGAACCGAGCUGCCACUUGCAGUUUUCACAUCAAAGAUUAUGAUCAGUGUAUCGACUUGUGCGAUCAAUUUCUCGAUCAUAAUCCGACCGAUAAGACAAUAUUGAAAUUAAAAUCUGAUGCCGUAGCAGCGAGAGAGCGCGUGAGAAGAGACAAAAGAAAGCAGGAAAAGCUUGAGAAGAAAUUAGACAAGGAGGACGAAAAGUUGUUAGAGACAAUUUUGAGAAAAGGUAUUAAAUUGGAAUCGACAGUUGACAAUCGGAAGUUAGAACUGAAGGAUCUAGAACCUCAAGUGCCACAAAUAGCGCAGAGCAGAGUGCAUUUCGAUGAGAAAGAUAAACUUGUGUGGCCGGUUAUGAUUUUAUAUCCGGAAACGCAUCAAACUGAUUUUAUACAAAACUUUCACGAAGAUACUCCGAUGAUAGAACAGUUAAUGGAAUUGUUUGAGGAGCCUCCCGAGUGGGAUACGAAACGUCAUUAUACUGUUAAUAAUAUAAAUAUGUAUUUCGAAGGCAAAAACAAAUAUUCCAUUCAUAAAGUAAACAUUGAACUCACAUUGGAUCAAAUAUUACGCGAGGACCGGUUUAUUGUUCGUGGCGGUACACCGGCUUUUAUAAUACUUGUAAAAUCUAGCGAAGCGGAAAAACAGUUUCUAGCAAAUUAUUAAAUUACAU
Molecule: messenger RNA, 1393 nt
Organism: Pseudomyrmex gracilis
Lineage: Eukaryota; Metazoa; Arthropoda; Insecta; Hymenoptera; Formicidae
Gene: Dpit47
Product: tetratricopeptide repeat protein 4
Exons: 6
Coding region: 226-1386 (386 amino acids)
Molecular function (GO): Hsp90 protein binding
Source: RefSeq, a predicted model, not a curated record